GUUGUCUUUUAGUGGUAUGUGAUACCUUUUGUGGAAAUGUGGUCAGUACUGUGUCAUCUUUUGUUAGUGACUAUGUUAGGGAAGAAGGUAGUUUGCAAUCCUGUGUCUAAUAAUUUUAAUAGUAAUAUCAGGGAAUAUUCAGUAAAAGAGGAUAUUGACAACGUGACUAACGUAAGGACCUUGCAAAAGGAGGAAUCGGGAAGAUACGCCGGUUUUGCUCCAAUUAUGAAUCCUAUUCGUUUUAAGGACAUACCGGACAAUACAAUAUCUAGUUCGAGUUACGGACGUGGAUCGGUGCAGGUGCAUCAUGGAGCAUACGGUGUGCACGACUAUGAUGACAGUUCUCAUGCCUACGGAUAUGGAUAUGAUUAUCCCUUAGACCUUGGUCACCAUGAGCUUCACGAGCACCAUGGACAUCAUGGACACGGUGGACAUUACGGACAUGAUGGCCAUGGACAUGGUGGGCAUGGACAUGGCGGGCAUCAUGGAUAUGGACUCCAUCAUCAUAAGUUUCAUGACCCUGGUCUAGCAGCAAAAGCAGUACUCUGGCCAAUAGCAGGAAUAGCCCUUUUGGGAGCUGCAGCAGCUUUAGUUAGCAACCCAGUGUUAUUGCAGCUUGGAGUUAUCUCAGGGCGAAGAAGACGUGAUACUGAAGAAGUCUCCGGCCCUGAUCACGCCAUUGACUUUUCUAAAAUUGCUAAGAAACUUACAGUUGAUGACAAGGACGACAUUGUCAAAAUAAAAAACAAUUUUGAAGGGAAAAACAAUAUCAAAGAUGGAAAAGACAAUGAAGAAACAGCGAAAAAUGUUGGAAAUAUAGAAGACAAUGUAAUGAGAAAAUUACCGAAAAGAAUGUUCAGAGAUCCGAAACGAGAGGCAUUGUUGUAUACGGAUAAAACAUCACAAUCGGCGAUUGAUGUUACGCUGGACGCUUCAAUAGACAAUAGGUAUUUCCAAGAAGACAGAUAUGUACCGAUACGGCUUAAAGUGAAAAAUAAUUAGAAUCACUACGACUGGAUAAGUAAAUACUGGACACUCUGCAGUUGGAUCACUAAGUAAUAAAUUUUCUAAUUUUUUUCUGCGCCUGGUUUGAUAGUAUUCUUUUUUUCGUUUUAAUUGAGCAGCAUAAGGGUAGCUAUAUCCCUGAAACUGCUUUUUAAUUGUCGCAGUGAUAUUUAACAUAGCUGCCUAUUUAUAUAACUAAAAACGUAAAAAGUUCCUUAAGUAGGUACGUGAGAUACACGUAGUACGUACGUACUUUACUAAAAUAAACGUUUUUAAAAACCCUUGUGGCUUGGAAGAGAUUGCUACACAAAAAUAAAACCGAAUGGCGUAACAAUUGAUCUUGU
Hyposmocoma kahamanoa is the source of this 1349-nucleotide messenger RNA. RefSeq lists its product as uncharacterized. NCBI's taxonomy places the organism in Eukaryota, Metazoa, Arthropoda, Insecta, Lepidoptera, Cosmopterigidae. Bases 37 to 1002 code for a protein of 321 amino acids. The transcript has 5 exons. The record is from RefSeq and is a predicted model, not a curated record.